Diaporthe batatas is the source of this 2364-nucleotide messenger RNA. RefSeq lists its product as uncharacterized. Bases 1 to 2364 code for a protein of 787 amino acids. The transcript has 2 exons. Lineage: Eukaryota; Fungi; Ascomycota; Sordariomycetes; Diaporthales; Diaporthaceae. The record is from RefSeq and is a predicted model, not a curated record.
AUGACCACCACCACCGUCUCGCGCCCCAUGGGCCACAACGACCCCUUCCCGGUGCACCUCGCUCCCGAGUCAAUUCCUGACCGGAGUGACACGAGGAGCCCGUGCCGAACCACAAUAAGCCACUUCGACGACUCCUCCGACGACGAUGACGCCUACUUGGACCCUGAGGAGGACCCACCCAGCCCGGCCCCCUCAGGCCGUUCCAACAUCCCCCUGCACCCCAUUGCGUCUAUGCAGGACGCCUUUGCAGAAUCCCUGGAGGAGGCUACCGCGGGAAGCCUCGAGCAGAAGCCAAAAUUGAAAACCCUCGACGCAAAAGCACGCCGGGAGAAACUGCUUGAUGAGGACAAAUCUGAAGGACCCCCAAACCGCCUUUGGCGCUUCCGACCCGGCCAGAAGUGCCAUGAGCUCAGGAAACUGAUGGCUCAGAUAUCCUUCGGCGUGUACCUGCUCAUCAAUGGCAUGGCCAACAGCAACGCCCAGGUCCUCUCCAUACUCCAGGGCCACAUCGACGAGGUCGACGAAUUCCUUGAGGCGGCAAUGGAGGACGUGAGGCUGGCGACCCAGGACCUGAACGAGAGGCUGGAUUUUCUGAAACUUCCAAUGGAGAACAUGGAAAUUUUUGAGCAGAUGCUGGAAAACCGGAAAUUCCGUCUUCAAAUCGUUGAAGGAAACGUCAAAAUCGAGCACAUCCUCUCCCGGACCUCGACCGCGCAUACACAGACCAUCCGCGAUACGUCCGAAGGCCUCCGCGCGGCUAAACAGUUUUCCCAAUACUUGACAGAGAAUGAGAAGGGCCAGUGGCGGCAGGAGCGGCCUGACGUGAUAGACGUUUUCGAUGCGAUGAAGGGCAACACGGAAGGCUGGUUCAAUGCCUUCACGGCCCUGGAGUCACAAAGCACCCUCCUCAGCGGCCUCUGUGUCCGUCUCAGCACAAUGAUUGUCGAGAUUGACAAGAGGGCUGGGGAGUUCACGCUGGAGCCAUACUCGGACCCGGAUGGGCGACCCAUGUCCCGCGCCCCCGAUGGCCCUGCGCACGCCACACCGCCGCCCUCGCCCCCGACGUCCAAGAUCGGUGCUCCUCCGCGCAUCAAAACGCUGUACUUCGGGGCGCCGAUGACGUCUCUUCUGGAGGCUCCCGAGAGCCCUGUCUGCUUUGAGCUCCCUACGAGAUCGGCAAAGAGAAUGACACAAGACUCCGAGACGGUGAGGGACAGCCUCCCCGCAUUCGAGUACACUCCUCCGGAAACCUCAACAACAAUACCAGAGCUCGUGGUUGAGCGGGUAGCCCUGCAUGACGAGUCGAGCGAUGAGGAAUCAGGAUCAGAAAGCUCAGCCGGUGACAGCAACGACAACGACAACGGGUUGUUUAUCCUGCAGCCAAGGACCUACACGCCAGUGCCCCCCGCACCAAUACCAUCUCCGCGAGUCUCGGCCGCACCACGGCCGACGCCAGAAGAAAUAAGCAUUCACAUCGAGGCCGAGGAGGACGAUGAUGACACGGAUUCGGAGGAUUGGUUGCGCGAGUCCGCCAUCAUCGUCCCGCUCCCUCCUCCGCGCUCCACGCAUAGGACAGCACCGCAUCCGGACCCUCACCCAAAGCCCCUGCAGAUCAGGCAAAGGCAGGGGUCAGAGCCGCAUGAACUGGAGGCCAAGUCUUCUCACCGGACUUCCUUGAGAGAUCGAGUGUCACUCAAGAUCGAACUCCCAAAGGACAUUCACGUACCGGCAGCCAACGCGCUAGAUCUUCAGCUACCACGUUUCCCCACCCCAGGGGACUCAGUGCAAGGCUCGCCACGUAGUAAUCGACCCCAGGAUUCCGCACGCGGCUCUGAGGUCGAUGGACCUCACAACCACGACUCUGGAAAACACUACAUCAACGUCGAUUACACACCACCCUCGUUUCCGAACCUAAUACCGUCACCGGCCUCUGAACACCAGUAUUUCCGCCCUGUCCAGGCCAGCCCUCACUCGCCAUUGCAGCAACGCCCUCACACAGCUGGAACGGUUGGCAACAGGCCUGGGAAUCACCAACGCAACGCGCCGUCGCAGAUGGGCAUGAGCAUGCUCAGCAACGUGACGACGAUGAGCCAGGACAGCUCCGGUACCAACCGAACGGUGAAGAAGAAGCGCAGCGCUUUUGGCUGGCUGAAGAAGGCGUUCUCGCUUGACGAGGAAGAGCGGGCGGCGUUUGAGGAGAGACGGCGUCAGCAGCCCGUCAACCACUACUAUGACCAACGGAGCCCACAAUUCCUCGAUGGCAAGAGGAUGGACCGCCCACCGUCGAGUCGGCCGGCAUCCAGUCGGCCAACGACGGCGCGACCGCCGACCGGACGGCCGACCACAGGACGAACCUACACGUAA